UUGUGGCGGAAACCAUGAGCGGAAGAGUUGUCGUUUCCGGGAUGCUAUGUGCCGGACGUGCGGGAAGACAGGUCACAUCGCCAGGGUCUGUAGAUCGGCGGCGUUGGGAGCGACAGGAGCACCUAGACUGGAGCAUCGCAGACCGCCCACAGCAAACCAUGUUCUAAAGGACUGCCACUACGUAACGGAGAUCAACGGGAGGGUCGUGCAGUUUCCAGCGCAAGGCAAGGCACACGUCAAGGUGAAGAUUGAGGGUCAGCUGUGCGACAUGGAGGUGGACUCCGGAUCUGGAUUCACUAUCGUGUCGGACCAGACCGCGAGGACAUUCUUCCCCAGGGGUAAGUUGCCCCCUCUGGAGCCCUUCCCGGCAACUUUGCAGUCAUACUCAGCGGGCCGCAUCCAUGUCAUGGGAAUGUGUGCCGUGAGAGUACAGUUCCGGGACAAACAGGCGGUACUCAAACUGGUGAUUGCGAAGGGCAGUCGCCCCAGUCUCCUGGGCACUGACUGGUUCCCCGGCCUGGGACUGAGUAUAUCAGGGCUUAAUUCAAUCCAAACCUGCCCUGAGAUGAGCGAGGCAUUAUGCAAAGAAUUUGCUGGUCUCUUUAAUGGAAAACUGGGUUGUUAUAAAGGGCCCCCAGUUGACUUCGAAUUGGACCCUGGGGUGGCCCCAAUCCGACUCAAACCAAGGCGAGUGCCAUUUGCACUGCAACCCAAGAUCGAAGGAGAGCUGGAUAAAUUGGUCAAGCAGGGAGUUCUCUCACCCGUGGACUCUGCUAAGUGGGAGACUCCAAUUGUCACGCCCCUUAAAGCAAAUGGGGAAGUCAGGAUCUGUGCAGAUUACAAAUGUACUAUCAAUAAGGCACUCAGGGGAAACUCAUACCCCAUUCCAGUCGUAUCACAUCUGUUGGCUAAACUGGCUGGGGGCAAGGUGUUCGUCAAAAUUGACCUGGCACAAGCUUACCAACAGCUGCCAGUAACCCCACAAUCAGCGGAAGCACAGACUAUUGUCACACAUAAAGGGGCGUUCAGAGUUAACAGAUUACAAUUUGGAGUUUGUGUGGCCCCAGGGAUUUUUCAAGGGCUCAUGGAACGCCUGUUAAGAGGUCUGCCGGGGGUCUUGCCAUUUUUUGAUGACGUUUUGAUUGCUGGAAAAGACCCACAGGAACUGGUUGCGCGUGUCCGUGCAGUGUUGCUCAAGUUCAAGGAGGUGGGGUUGCAACUGAAAAAGGAAAAAUGCAGUUUUGGGGUGCCAACUGUGGAUUUCUUGGGGUUUAAAAUUGAUGCAUCAGGCAUCCACCCCACAGAUGCUAAGAUUAAGGCCAUCAUUGAAGCACCACGACGACAGAACAAGACGGAGUUGCAGUCAUUCCUGGGACUUAUUAACUUUUAUCAUUCGUUCUUACCCAAGAAAGCUUCGGUAGCUGAACCAUUACAUAGACUGUUGCAGAAAAAG
This is a messenger RNA of Podarcis raffonei (Aeolian wall lizard), 1453 nucleotides long. RefSeq lists its product as uncharacterized. The record is from RefSeq and is a predicted model, not a curated record. The transcript has a single exon. The annotation marks the transcript as partial. Gene Ontology annotation, molecular function: zinc ion binding; nucleic acid binding. NCBI's taxonomy places the organism in Eukaryota, Metazoa, Chordata, Lepidosauria, Squamata, Lacertidae.